Messenger RNA from Aedes aegypti (yellow fever mosquito), 1655 nucleotides. RefSeq names its product translation initiation factor eIF-2B subunit gamma (gene eIF2Bgamma). Lineage: Eukaryota; Metazoa; Arthropoda; Insecta; Diptera; Culicidae. Bases 139 to 1503 code for a protein of 454 amino acids. The transcript has 7 exons. Gene Ontology annotation, molecular function: guanyl-nucleotide exchange factor activity; translation initiation factor activity. Gene Ontology annotation, biological process: biosynthetic process; cytoplasmic translational initiation. Gene Ontology annotation, cellular component: eukaryotic translation initiation factor 2B complex; guanyl-nucleotide exchange factor complex. The record is from RefSeq and is a predicted model, not a curated record.
GUCGUCAUCCAUCGUUUUUUUAUUUAUCAUCAGUCGGUCUACGUUGUAAAUAAAUGUUCCGAGUGAUUUUAUUUGAACAAAAUUUAUUUCAAAUUUUAUAGACAAGAUCCAUUUAUCGGCGGCGAUUACUUGAAAAUAAUGUCUGCAAUUAAUACGGCUAGUGAGUUUCAGGCGGUAGUGUUUGCUGCUGGAAAGGGAAGCCGAUUUCCCGAAAUUCUUGAAGGACGACCAAAAUGUUUACUUCCCGUUGGAUCUUAUCCUUUGAUUUGGUAUCCGCUGAAAAUGCUACAGAGACACGGAUUUCAGGAUGUAAUUAUUAUCGUACUCGAGCACGAGAAAUCUGAGAUUCAACAAAAGCUUGAGAAACACCCUCUCAAGCUGAAAAUCGAAUUCUUCUGCCUUUCCGGUGAUUCUGAUGUGGGCACAGCAGAUGCGUUGCGCCAAAUCUCUGACAGGAUCAAAACAGACGUAGUACUAGUGUCGUGUGAUACCCUGGUGGAGUUCAGCUUGUAUCCUGCUUUCAAGCAAUUCCGCGAGCACAAUGCUUCCGUCGUCGGAUUGCUCGUUCAAAGCGAAAUGAACAAUGUGGUUGUGCCGGGUCCAAAGAUGAAAUACAAAAUUGAACAAGACCUGUUUGGGAUUUGUCCCGAAUCCAGCCGACUAGUGUUCAUGGGUUCGGUGAGCGACUUUGAAAAUGAUUUCCAAAUACCCGGGCACCUAUUGCGCCAAAAUGGAAAAAUUGAUAUCCGCAGCGGUCUGCUGGAUGCUCAUGUGUACAUUGUCAAGAAAUGGGUCAUAGAAUAUCUGGAAUCUAAUGCUGGCUUUUCCACGCUGAAAGGAGAACUACUUCCGUUCAUUGUUAAGAAACAACUAAGUGCAUUGUCCACCCCUCAAACGCAUCCACAAAUAUAUGAUGUGAACGAAGACGCUAAGGGUAAACACAUUUUAGAGUACGCACCAACUAGCCCUCUCGACACAAAAAUUCAUGAUUCGUCAAUUUUCAACACAGUAGCAUCUACUCUGAACGAUACAAUUCGAUGCUACGCAGUAAUCGCACCUGCUAAUACAUUCGGAAUAAGAGUUAAUACGCUACCUUCAUUCUGCUACGCCAAUCAGCAGAUAUACAAGGUAUUCCAAACUCUUACGGAUCUUCCUGUAACUGCCCUUAUCGCAUCCAGUAGUGCUAUAAAAUCGACUCAAAUAGCAUCAACUGCGGUAGGAGAUCAAACUGUUGUUUCCGAGAAAACGUCGAUCAAUUCAUCGAUUAUUGGCGCGAACUGCGUGAUCAAUCCGAAGGUGCGAUUGACGAACUGUACACUUAUGGACCAUGUAAUCAUCGAAGAAAGCGUGACCAUGGAAAACUGCAUCGUUUGCGAAAAAUCUGUCAUUAAAUCCGGUUCUAGUCUGCGUAAUAGUUUGAUUGGUUCCAAUUACAUCGUGUCUGCUAAUACUAAGAAAGAUAACGUACACUUGUCGAACAGUACUGGAUUUAUGGAAAUUUAGUGAUAGCAAAACGGAUCUAAUAAAACGAUUGAAAUGUUUUUUUUUAUUAUAACUUUUUUAUUCAUUUCUACAUCGAAAACAUAAAAUAACGGCAAAUCAGUGCAAUGCCGCAGGAUAUGAACGCAAAAAAUAAAAAGACAGCAUAGGAGUGA